Molecule: messenger RNA, 792 nt
Organism: Penicillium canariense
Lineage: Eukaryota; Fungi; Ascomycota; Eurotiomycetes; Eurotiales; Aspergillaceae
Exons: 3
Coding region: 1-792 (263 amino acids)
Source: RefSeq, a predicted model, not a curated record
AUGGAUUACAGAAACAAUCUAUUCCCCGAUCUGUCGGACACUGAACGACAUCGUUCCUCAGGCUCGCCGGGGCAGCCUUAUGAGGCAACCAACUUUGAAGCUGGGAAUCCAACUGAGAUGGUCAUCAAUAAAGAUCCUGGUACUGCAGGGCCAUCUAUCGACAUGCAUGAACACCUUCCCACCGUGGAUCCAGCUUUCCAACCACAGGGACCGGUCACCCGGCCGUCUGCUGAACCCGAGGACACCGAUCACACGCAGCAGACCUCGCCUCCCACCAGCACCCCCACGGGAACUCGGACGGUGAAACUGCCAAUUCGACUACGUGUGCGCGCGCGUCCGCUGGAGAAUAAUGUGAAGGACGUACACUUCAACGAGCUAUCUGCUCACACCGCAAAGUGUGAUUUAUGCGACAGACGCAAUACAGACGAAUUCCAUGUACCAGUGGACGGGGUCCGCGUACUCAUGUCGGUUACCAGUCCAACCACGCCUACCUCCAACGCAGAUGUCACGAAUACCGGAUCGGAUGCCAGUCCCGAAGAGGCGGCGGUGUCGGUUCUCCUCAAUCUCAAGAAUUCCCCUGGAAACGCCUGUGAGAACGCCGAUGGCGGUGGACAAUGGCCUGGUGCAAAUCGGCGUUUUGCGAACAGCUUCGAGAAUGGUGUUGAGCCGGAGGGUGAUACGGAGAUACUGCCCGAUGAUGACACUGAAGAGGAGGCGAAUCUGCCUGAGAACCUCGUGAACGUUCGGCGAAACCCGUCACGCAGGGCGAGACCUACGGAUAUGAAGGAGUAA